This is a messenger RNA of Acanthoscelides obtectus, 513 nucleotides long. NCBI's taxonomy places the organism in Eukaryota, Metazoa, Arthropoda, Insecta, Coleoptera, Chrysomelidae. The record is from the annotation of a GenBank genome assembly.
AUGGCAAUUAUAGCUAACUGCAUCUUAGUAAAGGAGAAUUAUAGCCAAUUACAACCUCUAUACGCGAUUUCGUGGUGUGUGGAUCUUCCCUCUAAAAUUGGCGAUCUAGAGGUGCUGAUACUGCUGACGUCUUGCAUUUGCCACGACCUAGAUCAUCCAGGAUACAAUAAUAUCUACCAGAUCAAUGCUAAAACGGAACUGGCGAUUAGGAUUAUACAUUACCCAAUAACCCAAUAUAGGGUUUUAUCCUUAAGGUAUAACGACAUCUCGCCGCUGGAAAACCAUCAUUGCAGCGUUGCCUUCAGGAUAUUAGAGAACGAGGAUUGCAAUAUAUUCAAAUCGUUCAGUAGCGAAGAGUUUAAAGUAGUACGAGAAGGCAUGAUACGUUCGAUAUUGGCUACAGAUAUGGCCAGACACAAUGAGAUACUCACCAACUUCAAAGAAAUCUUGCCCAAUUUCAACUAUGAUGAUAAGGGACACGUUAAUUUGGUAAGUAUUAACAAUAUUUUUUGA